Messenger RNA from Leucoraja erinaceus (little skate), 5929 nucleotides. RefSeq names its product probable G-protein coupled receptor 34. Bases 2604 to 3656 code for a protein of 350 amino acids. NCBI's taxonomy places the organism in Eukaryota, Metazoa, Chordata, Chondrichthyes, Rajiformes, Rajidae. The transcript has a single exon. Gene Ontology annotation, molecular function: G protein-coupled purinergic nucleotide receptor activity. Gene Ontology annotation, cellular component: membrane. The record is from RefSeq and is a predicted model, not a curated record. Gene Ontology annotation, biological process: G protein-coupled receptor signaling pathway.
AACAGUAAUGUUAGUGUGAACAAAUGUACUGCAAUUGUGUAUGGGAUGGUAUUCAGAUGGUGAGAGAUCAAAGGUAUAGACAGCAAAUGUGCAGUUAAUGUGGCAGGCAGAGGCAGACAGUGUGGAUGUAAAGAUCUGCAACGUUACUGCAUGCGUUAGCACUGAGUGAGUGUAAUUACUGUGUUUAGUUUGCAAUAUUAUGUAAUGUAUUGUUGUCAUAUAAAAGGUAAUCAGCAGAGAGUACUGACUGUUGGAGGAAAAGUUUAAUUUUUCUCUUAGGUAUAGUUUAAAUUUGCUCUUACUUCACGUAGGUAAUGUUAAGCAUCUUAAGUAUCGUUGCAGCUAGUGGGGGAUAUCUCAUUGUACUGUAGAUUUUCAGCUUGUAGGUGGUCAGAAGGCUUUGAGAGUUCAGACAGUGAGUUACUCACCACAGAAUAUCCAGAAACGUUUGCAGGGACAGUAAUUGCGUGGUUGUCCAGAAACAUUUCUGAGUAAUGACUACCUCCGAAGAUUGAUGAUGGGGAAUUUAACAAUAGUUAAGCUAUUGAGUGUCAAAGGUGAAUGGUUAGACACUCUCUAAUCUAUAACUGAAUAUUAUUUAGUUUAGUAUAGUUUAACUUAGUUUAUUGUCACAUAUACCGAAGUACAGUGCAAAGCUUUUGUUGCAUGGUAUCCAGUCAGUUGGAUAGACUGGGAAAUACUGUUUUGCUUCUUGUGUCAAUAGAAUAGUAUUAGCUGAUAGAUUGGAUAGCAUGCAAAACAAAUCUUUUCAUUGUACCUUGGUACAUGUGAUAAUAAUAAGCCUAACCUAAGCCAAUUACAAGGACCGCUCAUACCCGUUUAUUUUCACAUAAUCUCUAUCAUCGGGAAAAAGAUACAAAAACCAUGAAAGCACAUUAAACCAGUCUCAAGUCCAGCUUUUUCCUCGCUGUCAUCAAACUCUUGAAUGGACCCCUCCCUAAUGACAUCAGGGAUGAAUUUGUUGAUAUUCCAAUCUACCUCAUAAUGGCCCUUGCACUUUUUUUAUCUGCACUUUCUCUGUCGCUGUAAUACUAUAUUUUGCACUGUUUAUUUUUCUCUUUUGCAGUACCUGAUAUACUCACGCGUAUUAUGGUUUGCCGGGAUUGUGCACAAAACAAUGUUUUUCACUGUUUCUUGGUACAGGUGAUAAUAAUAAUCAAUACCAAUAGAUUACUGCCCCAAUGUAUUAAAUGUCUGCAUUUGAUAGUAGAAUCCACAGUAUUUUGUCCAACAUACAUCAACUUUCAAGCUGCGCUCUUGAAUUCUAUUUCCCUUCAAGCUACAUAUUACCUGCAAGUUUCACCGUUUCUGAAUCCGUAUUUUUAAUUUUAAUAUAAAUAAGAAAUCUGUUGGAGUCCCAUAAACAAACACUUAUGCACGACAUAUAAAACUGCCUGACGCCUCCUCAUCUCAAUACAAUUCCUCAAAAAAGCAACCAUUGCAAUUAAUCUAUAAUUCAAUCAACUUUCCCUACUCAAAAUUUAGACUGAACUUUAACCUUAGCCAAUCACAAUUCGUGUCAUAUGCUGCAUGGAAUUUGAAUUAAACCACCUGGUACAAUUUUCCAUUUGAGUUGUCACAACAUCAAAUUUUGUGUAAGUUCAACAGAUGUGAUUUUCCAUUUUUAAAGGUAGUUUUUACAUUAUAAAAACAGACAAUAAAUAGAUUCAAUGAUGAUAAUAAUACAAUUCAAUUUCACAUAAUGGCAAUAUGAGCUCUGAGUAUUAUAAUUUAAUUUUCCUGUUUCUUGUUGGCAACAUAUUUUUAGUGCUUCCCACAGCCUAACAGCUCACGUUUUGAUGCAUUAAACUGAACAUUCAUUGAGGCCAUUUACUGCUGCAAUAUUAUAGUAUAAGGACUUGACUGUCAUUAAGUUUACCGGAUUGAACAAAGGCUUUGAAGUGUUCAGUGGCCACCACAAGCCUAUUAACCACAAUUGCUCAACUGAACAGCAGGCUAAUGCGGAAACAGGGUGUGAGAAAAGUCUUCAAAAUGUCACUAUGUGUGAAGAACUGAUUUCUUCAUGACAGAACUUGUUAGGGUUUGGGAUGGAAAUGAGGAUGUGGGUACUAGUUUGAGCCAGAAAACUAAUUUAGGGGCAACUUAUUUGACUCAAAUACACUAAUACCCUAAAUAUUGGAAACAUUGAGUUUCCUGAUUGUCUAGUUAACUAGCUUUAGACAAAUUUUCAUUCAUUUGCUUGCAUUCUGAUAUGAAAAUGCUCAACGAUUAAGCCAUUUUGUGUCCCUUUUCAUUGUACCUGUACCUUACCACGUUGCGUAUACAUGAAUGAACUCAAUGUUUAACUUUAAACUUAACUUUAAAAUAUAUAUUAAUAUCUGAAAAAAGCCAAUAAUAGCUGCAAGAGUUUAAAAAAGACAACAUUCCACGAAUGACAAAUUACCCAAAAUAGAUUACAAACAAUGACUAUACCUCGGAUAAGAUAAGAAGUGUUCAGUCUAAAAUGCCUUGCUCCUGGAUUGAAAAAAAUGGGCCUGCUUCAAUUCAGCUAACUUUUAACGUAAUGGAAUAUUUUUGCUUGCAAAUUGAAUCUUAUGUUUUCUUUUCUCCCCAUGUUUUAGAUGACCAUCAUGACUAACAUGUCUUUGUUGGUGGUAUACCAUGACAACAUCACCCACACCACAAUGAGCUCCAGUGCAUCAGUCAAGGAAUCGGGCUGUAUAAUUGAAGAUGGCUUCCUUUCAAUCUUGUUGCCUAUUUUCUACACAAUUAUCUGUGUGAUUGGGCUGCUGAGCAACCUGUUGGCUUUGUGGGUGUUUUACUUCAACCAGAAGAAGGCAACGUCAAUCUCUACAUACAUGAAGCACCUGGCCCUGGCCGACCUGCUCUUGUUGCUCUGCCUUCCUUUCAGGAUCUCCUACCACAUCGGAGAGUAUGAAUGGCUGGCUACGUGUUACUUCUGCAAGAUCAUUGGGGCUUUCUUCUACAUCAACAUGUAUGUCAGCAUUGCAUUCCUAGUGCUGAUCAGCUUGGACCGCUAUUUAAAGAUCACCAGGCCUCUCCGCAAGUUCAGGAUCCACAACAUGAAAUGGAGUUCGUGUAUCUCCAUGGGCGUGUGGGUCUUCACAAUUCUGCUCAUGCUACCCUUUAUUGUGUUGAGCAUCUUGAACUCAAAAGACUCAAGAUGCUUCCACUACAAGAAGCAAGGUUUAACAGCCGGUUCAAUGAACCUGGUCGCAGUGAUUUUUAUUUUCAUACUCUCAUUGCUUUUCCUAGUAUCCUACGCUAAGAUUGCUGUCAAGCUUUACAGAAUCUCCCUGGGGAAAAAAAGGGAGCAGAUCAGGAAAGUGAGGACCAGAGCCAUUUUGAAGACUUUUAUCGUUCUUGCGAUCUACAUUAUGUGUUUCAUGCCGUAUCACAUUGUCCGAAUCCCGUACGUUCUGUCACAGAUGAACAUAAUCUCCAGCUGCCAAUCGGAGCAUAUCCUGCAUGUAGCCAACGAACUGGUGCUGUGUCUCUCUGCCCUCAACAGCUGCCUUGAUCCAAUCAUCUAUUUCUUCCUCUCCAAUUCUUUUCGCCGGACUAUAAUGUAUACCGUUCAUGGAAAGUUCAACAAGAAUUUUCCCAAAACCAACGGGACGAAGAACAGUUUUAAAUCCAUCACAGAGAUCUGAGUGUCAGAGCUGCAAACACCUGAGUAGAUGAUACAGAAGCAGAAGGUGUGGUCUUCAGGGUAGCAUAGUCUUGCUCGAGGAUGGUGUAUCAGGAAAGGCUUGGCAUCGUUACUUUCCUGCGGAUUUAAGCAGCCUUACCAGGUGGAGCACAAAUAGCCACUUAUGGAUUAAUCCUGUAACCAGACUGGCAAAUACAUAGGAUGCUUCAUUUAAAAACAUGAUCACAAUAAGGAAAAUCCAGUUACUAUGGGACGAGGGCAGCUACAGUUAUGUGGAGUCUGAUGAAUGCUGGAACUCAUGGAAAUAGAAAUAUCGAUGCAGGAAACCUUUGAUGUAAUCAUACGUAUUUCCACUGUGGCUUUAUCACAACAGAAACUUAGUGUUUUUGCAAAGAUGCAAGACCUACAUUAUAUCCAAUUUAUGGCCCUGGUAAAAGGGCACGAGGAAUGCUCACCGUCAUUUCACAUGCUUAUAACAUGGCAUCGUAUUAAAGUGCAAUAAGGUAUAUUCCUCCUUGCGUAGCCUCAAGGUCAGUUAUGGCAAACCUUCAGCUUUCAACUUCUCCUUUCCAAGCUAUGUGGACACCAGGAUGUAUGGACUAUCUGGAGAGAAGCAGAAGAAACUUCGCAACGCUUUUCACUCGCCUCCCAGAGCACAAGUUUUAUGGAAAAGCAAAUUCCACGGGGACAUUUCUUAAAGAGAAUAAUUAUUGUUUUAAUGAGAACCCACCUUAUCUGCACUAAAGACACCUUUUGGCCUGCUGGAUGAAAUAGAAAUGAACCACAGGGCAGAGAAAAAUAUGCGGUGAAUUCAUUUUCUAGUGCAAUAAGCAAAAUGGAGUAGUCAAUACACGAACUGACUAAAUAUAUUGUGGCUUAAAGAGCCACCUUAUAUGUCUUAUUUUAUAAAUAAUUGUCUUUAAAUGGAGUUAAACUUAAACCAUUAAAAUUAUUAAACUGUAAAUAAAUGCAAUGUGCAAAUGGAAAUUGUAUAUAAAAAUCCACAAAUUAUGCUCAGUGUUACAUCAAAAUUUAGUCAAAAGGUAAUUUUGUACAAUUUAGCUUUACUCAAAUAAAAUAUUUUAUUUUUUCAAUUAUUUUUGGUUUUGAAUUUUUAAACAGAGUUAUUUGCAGAGACUGGGUGAUAGGUUGCUGUCUCCUACAUUUGCUGGAUCUCUCCUUUGCUAACCAUUUUAACUCCCCUUCCCACAUUGACUUUCUAUCCUUGGCUAAAGUGAAAUCACGUGCAGCACCUCGUGUUCCGCUUGGGAGCUUGCACCCAAUGGUAUGAACAUUAAAUUCUCCAGUUUCAAGUAAUACUCAUACCUCCUCUCUUUUGCACUGCACCCCACACCCUCCUUCCUCGCCUACCACCCUCCUCCUUUCCCCACCUCUGUAGGCUCAUCUCCCAUUCCCGAGUCCCCAUUUCCAUCGAUCCUCCCCCUCACCCCCUUCUGUCUGCUUUUCACUAAUAGCCUUGGUCACUUACUCCACCCAUCUGCCAGUCAUUCCCCACAUUCAACUGUAUCCACCCACUUGCCAGCCUUAGCUCCACCCUCAACUCUCUUUCCAGUUUUCUUCCUGCUACUCCAUCAGCCUGAGGAAGGAUCCCAAUCCAAGUCUGUCCAUACACCCUCCACAGAUGCUGCCUGACCUUCUGAGUUCCUCCAGCACUUUGUUUUUUGCUGUAAUAAUAUUACAGAUUGAAGCAUUCUCUUUUCAGAUGUUGCCCGACCAGCAUUUUUAGGCUUUGUUAUUAAUGACAAUAUGCACUGCAUAUUUCCUUACUCUAACUCACUGCGGACACUACCUCUUCUCAAGAUGUACAGAAGUGUGAAAAUGCGCACCUCCAGAUUAAAGGACUUUCUUCUCAGCUGUGAUCAGGCAACUGGCCCAUCCUAUCACCAACUAGAGAGCGGUCUUGAGUUACAUUUACCUCAUUGGAGAUCCUCGGACUAUCUUUAAUCAGACUUGACUGAACUUUAUCUUGGACUAAACAUUAUUCCCUUUAUCCUGUAUCUGUACAGUGAGGACAGCUUAAUUGUAAUCAUGUAUAGUCCUUCUGCUGACUGGAUAGCACACAACAAAAAGCUGUUCACUGUACCGCAGUACACGUGACAAUAAACUAAACUAGAUAAAUAUUAUAAGCUGUUCAAGAAGGAACUGCAGAUGCUGGAAUAUCAAAGGUACACAAAAAUGUUGGAGAAACUCAGCGAGUGCAGCAGCAUCUAUGGAGCGAAGGAAAUAGGUAACGUUUCGGGCCAAAACUCUUCU